Messenger RNA from Meloidogyne enterolobii, 204 nucleotides. Lineage: Eukaryota; Metazoa; Nematoda; Chromadorea; Rhabditida; Meloidogynidae. The record is from the annotation of a GenBank genome assembly.
AUGCUUUCACUUUAUCAAAUUCUUGAAUUUUCUUUACUUGUUGUGAAUGGAUUUGCGAUUAUCAAUAAAGAAAGAGUUUUAAAUAAGUAUUUAAAAAAUCGACAACACAGCUUUCACGAGGACAGUGAAAAUUCGAUUGUUUUAAGAUUGGUUAAUCUUGUGUUGGCAGUUCAAACAGUGCUUAGAUGUAAUUAUAGUUGGUAA